Molecule: messenger RNA, 821 nt
Organism: Lycium ferocissimum
Lineage: Eukaryota; Viridiplantae; Streptophyta; Magnoliopsida; Solanales; Solanaceae
Product: TMV resistance protein N-like
Exons: 2
Coding region: 22-585 (187 amino acids)
Biological process (GO): defense response
Source: RefSeq, a predicted model, not a curated record
GGAAAAGAAAAAGAUUACGUCAUGCAAAUUCUUAAGAGCUGUCAUUUUGGAGCUGAUAUUGGAUUGCGUGUCCUAAUUGACAAAUCUCUUGUGUUCAUCUCUGUAAAAAAUACGACAGAAAUGCAUGAUGUAAAAUAUACGAUAGAAAUGCAUGACUUAAUACAAGAUAUGGGUAAAUAUGUGGUGAACAUGCAAAAGGAUUCAGGGGAAUGUAGCAGAUUAUGGCUCUCCGAAGAUUUCGAAGAAGUGAUGGUCAACAAUAAGGGGACCAAGGCAAUGGAAGCAAUUUGGGUUCCUUAUUUUAAUAAACCAUGCUUUAGCAAAGAGAGCAUGAAAAUAAUGCAAAGGCUUAGGAUGUUAUGCAUACAUGAUUCAAAUUGCCUUGCUGGCUCCAUUGAGUAUCUGCCCAACAGCUUGCGUUGUCUUGUCUGGAAUAACUAUCCUUGUGAGUCAUUGCCAGAAAAUUUUGAACCCAAAACGCUUGUUCAUCUUGAUCUCAGCUUCAGUUCACUGCAUCAUUUAUGGAUGGGAACAAAGGUACAACUGGAUUCUAUUUUUUUCUCUCUAACUAUCGCUGUCCUUUAAUUUAGUAACAUUGAGAAAAUAUUACCGCUUUCAUCCUGUUUAAUUUGAGAUACUUUCUAUGUUGGCUUGUCCUAUAAUUAUGAUGCAUGUCCCUGAAUGUAAAAUGUUAUUAAUUCCGAAAACCCAAAAUGAUAUAUGAUCAUUCUGUACAACUAUUUUGUAGAAUGGUAUAUGCAUCCUUUAGUAAUGUUUUCUUCAAUCUUUUUAACAUUUUCUAAAUUGUAUACUAUAUAAGC